CCGCAAGCCCAUAUGUAAAAAAAAAAGAAGUUUUUUACGGAAAUCGACGGAAAGGUCUACUAGAGACGAAAAUUAAUGAGAAACCAGGAAUUAUUCGUUUUGCUGUCCAUCACACCUUAUAUUUAUUAUCAUAAAACAACAGAGAAAACAAAUUAGUUGAAUAUAGAAAGUAUAUUACCUUGUGAAUGAUAAAUAUAUGACGGAGUGCCGACGGAGGAAUGAAACGAUGGGAGAUUGUUGAUGCUGGGAAGAAAUAGGUCUAAAGAUGGUGAGAGAGGAAGUACUGGAACGCAGUGAAUGAGAGACGAGGGAGUCCGGUAUUAAAUUAUAUAAGAGAUUUUUAACAGGAGACACCGGAACUGUCCAGCACGGGACAAUGUCGGGAGGUAUCCAGAUUGAUGAGUUAGGUCGAACAGGUGCUGUCGCAUCUGGGACGAGUACAGCUGUCAGCUGGAUCUAUGAUAAAGAUGAUACCGCCAGCUGGACUCACAGAGGAAGAUUCACAAUGGAAGAUGAAACGCGAAAUGCUUUAAGAAAACUUAUCCCUCAGAAAAGGGCUUUAAGGGACUCAACAACAGAAAGGGAUGAAGAAGGAGUCGACUAUCAAAGGUGUAAAUAUGAGAGAGACGAUGGUUCGAGGAGAGAAAUGUCAGAGAAACAAGCUUCAUCUCAAUCUUCCAAGUUCUCAGAAAAUUCCUUCAUGGAGUUAUUCUUGGAUAUCAACAUUUUGCUUUCUUUCAUUAUGACAAAUAAAUAUUUUCAGAAAUAUUAA
Molecule: messenger RNA, 772 nt
Organism: Octopus sinensis (East Asian common octopus)
Lineage: Eukaryota; Metazoa; Mollusca; Cephalopoda; Octopoda; Octopodidae
Exons: 2
Coding region: 377-772 (131 amino acids)
Source: RefSeq, a predicted model, not a curated record